AUGGUAAAAGCUGACAACGGUACACAAAUUCUAGAAUUUCUCCUUCUGGGACUUUCAGGGGAAGUAAAAGUACAGCCCCUCAUAUUUGGGCUUUUCCUCUCCACAUACCUGAUUACUAUGUUUGGAAACCUGCUCAUCAUCUUGGCCAUCACUUCAGACCCCCACCUUCACACCCCCAUGUACUUCUUCCUCUCCAACCUGUCCUUUGUAGACAUCUGUUUCACCUCCACCACCAUCCCAAAGAUGUUGUGGAACAUCUGGACACAAAGCAAAGUUAUCAGCUAUAAGGAAUGCAUCACACAGAUUUAUUUUCUCAUACUUUUUGCAGUGUUGGACAUCCUCCUCCUGACCGUGAUGUCCUAUGACCGCUUUGUGGCCAUUUGUCAACCUCUCCACUACACAGUCAUCAUGAACCCCCAGCUCUGUGGAUGGCUGGUGCUGAUAUCCUGGAUCAUAAGUGUCCUGAAUUCCUUAUUACAAAGCUUAACGGUGUUGCGACUAUCCUUCUGCACAAACAUUGAAAUUCCCCACUUUUUCUGUGAACUCAAUCAUAUGGUCCAACUUGCCUGUUCUGACACAUUUGUUAAUAACAUAGUGAUGUAUUUUGCAGCUGUCCUGCUGUGUGGUGGUCCCUUCUUUGGUAUCCUUUGUUCAUAUUCUAAAAUAGUUUCCUCUAUAUGCAGAAUCUCAUCAGCUCUGGGGAAGUAUAAAGCAUUUUCCACCUGUGCGUCUCACCUCACCAUUGUCUCCUUAUUUUAUUGUACGAUGCUUGGAGUGUACCUUAGCUCUGCAGCUACCCACAAUGCACACUCAAGUGCAACAGCCUCAGUGAUGUACACAGUCAUCACACCCAUGCUGAACCCUUUCAUCUACAGCCUGAGGAAUAAAGACAUGAAGAGAGCUCUGAAAGCGUUAUUUGUGAAGGGAAAUAUAUAA
Messenger RNA from Cervus elaphus (red deer), 936 nucleotides. Its product is annotated as olfactory receptor 7A17-like. Lineage: Eukaryota; Metazoa; Chordata; Mammalia; Artiodactyla; Cervidae. Gene Ontology annotation, molecular function: olfactory receptor activity; G protein-coupled receptor activity. The record is from RefSeq and is a predicted model, not a curated record. Bases 1 to 936 code for a protein of 311 amino acids. Gene Ontology annotation, cellular component: membrane. Gene Ontology annotation, biological process: G protein-coupled receptor signaling pathway. The transcript is spliced from 2 exons.